AUGGCUUCGUCGGAGAAGCGCCGGGCGAGCACCUCGCCGUCGGCCACCGCCCUCGACUCCACCACCACCACCACCACCACGACCUCCUCCACAAACACCGCCUCGGCGUCGCCGUACUUCCUGCCGGAGCUGAUCCCGUCGGUCGCGAGCCGCCUGACGACCCUCCAGGACUUCUUCGCCCUCCGCGCCGCCUGCCGCGCCUACCGGGAUCUCCUUCGGCCGUCGCCGGCCAACCUCGCCUCCCAGGCUCCGCUCCUCCUCUUCCCCCGCAUGGCCUCUGCCUCGGGGGCCCUCUUUCACGUCCCCCUCCGCCGCAUCCUCCGCUUCCGCCUCCCCUGCACCGACCACAGCCUCACCGAGUUCUACUCCUCCGGCUACCGCGUCGCCAUCCAGGACCGCGACCGCUAUGACACCCACCGCGAGCUCCGCAUCCGCCACCUCCUCACAGGCGAGCGAGCCCGCCUGCCCGAUUCCCCGGAACCGUGCUACUCUGAAGAAGUCGUCUUUUCUGGCGACCUCGUUGUCACCUUCAGGAAGCUCUGCCGCGUCCUCUACUACUGCCACAUUGAGGAUGAUCACUGGCAGGCAGCGCGCUGCGAUGUAGGCCACCUGGUUUACGAUCUGAUGUUCGUGAAAGGCACCCUCUAUGCGCUGAUUUACAAUCACCCACAUUACCGCCUCGCUGUCGUCGAGCUUGACAAGAACUCUGCGGUAUUGUCGUUUCUUGGAGAUAAAUUGAGUGUGCCGGACGAUAAUUGUCCAAGGUUCUGGCUAGCGGAGCGGUGUGGUGAGUUAUUGCUCAUUGUAAGGGUGGAGUACAAUCCAUGGGUGUACCAUGUUUUCUGUCUGCAAUCCGGGGAGGGGAAGUGGGUGAGGACUACUAGCCUUGGUGGUUGCAGCUUGUUCUUUAAUUGGCAUGAGUUUGCCGGUUGCCUUGGUCCAGACCAUCCGGCAGUUCGAGGGGACUGCUUGUACUUCACUGGGUACUCUGGGAAGUGGAGCGAGUAUUCUUUGGUUGAUGGGUCUUAUCAUGAAUUCGUUAUAGACCACCCAGGGCGAACUGAGGAUUAUGGGUCUCCGGUUUGGGUCCUUCCAAGCAUUUCCUGA
Messenger RNA from Triticum turgidum subsp. durum (durum wheat), 1107 nucleotides. NCBI's taxonomy places the organism in Eukaryota, Viridiplantae, Streptophyta, Magnoliopsida, Poales, Poaceae. The record is from the annotation of a GenBank genome assembly.